AUGGCGCAUGCAGAUUCAAGCUUAUUCGUCAAAGUAAGGGAAGCAAAGAUCGCAGUUAUCCUAGUAUAUGUCGAUGAUCUCAUCAUUACUGGCGAUGAUGAAGCAGAGAUUCGUCAAACAAAAGAGAACUUGUCAGUUUGCGUUCAAAUGAAGGAGCUUGGAGAAUUGAAACACUUUCUUGGAUUAGAAGUAAACCGAACUGAGGAAGGUUUAUUUCUCUGUCAGCAAAAGUAUGCUAAAGAAUUGUUGCAAAAGUUUGGAAUGCUCGAAUGCAAGCCCAUCUCAACACCUAUGGAAGCUAAUACCAAGUUAUGUACUCAUGAAGGGAAGGACUUGCAAGAUGGAGCAAUGUAUCGGCAACUUGUAGGUAGUUUAAUCUACCUUACAUUAACUAGACCAGAUAUUUCAUAUGCAGUUGGAGUAGCAAGUCGAUAUAUGCAACAAUCGAAGAAGCCUCAUUUGGAAGCAGUGCGACGAAUGCUAAGGUAUGUCAAAGAUACCAUUAACUACGACCUCUUAUAUAAGAAAGGUGACGAGAUUAAGAUAGUUGGAUAUUGCGAUGCUGAUUAUGCUGGAGAUCACGAUUCUCGUCGCUCAACAACUGGAUAUGCAUUCAUGCUUGGAUCCGGAGUCGUAUCUUGGUGUACCAAAAGGCAAUCAACGGUGUCCUUGUCAACCACUGAAGCAAAAUAUAGAGGAGCAGCAAUGGCAGCUCAGGAAAGUACAUGGUUGAUGCAACUAAUGAAGGAUCUACAUCAAUUUACAGACUAUGCAGUGCCACUUCAUUGUGAUAAUCAGCCUGCUAUUCGUCUAGCAGAAAAUCCUGUGUUUCAUGCUCUCGAACAAAACAUGUGGAGGUGCAUUACCAUUUUCUCAGAGAGAAAGUUCUACGAGAAGAGUUAG
Molecule: messenger RNA, 903 nt
Organism: Humulus lupulus (European hop)
Lineage: Eukaryota; Viridiplantae; Streptophyta; Magnoliopsida; Rosales; Cannabaceae
Exons: 1
Coding region: 1-903 (300 amino acids)
Source: RefSeq, a predicted model, not a curated record